Racocetra persica is the source of this 426-nucleotide messenger RNA. Lineage: Eukaryota; Fungi; Glomeromycota; Glomeromycetes; Diversisporales; Gigasporaceae. The record is from the annotation of a GenBank genome assembly.
AUGGGUAAAGUUAUUUGGAGUCAAUGGGCCAGAUUGAUUGCUCUCACCGCCGGUGUGUUUGAAACUAUUGGUGGUAUAUUUGGUCUAUUCUAUCGCAUUUUUACGUUCGAACCUCUGUCAAAAGAUUUUACUCCAAUAUUUAAUCCUAUAAAUAUUAUCGCAAUACUUUGCAUUGUCUUUGGUUUUAUAAUUGUGGCCAUCGAAAUGCCCGUCUUCCCAUUCAAAGAUACUUUUGUAGCAACAUCUUUUAUCCCACGAAUCAUAUUAUAUCUCAUUAUCAGUGGAGUUUCAAUAUUAAAUUAUCAAAAUGUCAAUCCCGCUUUAUAUUUACUCAUCGCAACUAUUAUGUAUAUUGCAGCAGUGGCGGGUGGUGAAGGAAGAAACAGAAUUAAACAAGAUGAUUCAAGAAGAAAAUUGGUAGUAUGA